GGCCCGCAGCUGCGCCGGCAGACCCGACUUCCAGCCCUGCGACGGGCUCUCCCUCUGCGCCACCCACAGCCACGGCCGCUGCUUCCGUCUCCACUGGUGCUGCCACCUGGGAUGGUGCCACUGUGAGUAAAUACGUCUAUCAGCCCAUGACCCCCGUGGAGCAGCUCCCCAGCACCGAAAUACCCGUUCGCCCCCGGGAGGCUCCGAACACCAUCCAGAUCUCCGUCUCGCUCACCGAACACUUCCUGAAGUUCGCCCCCGUCUUCCAGCCCCCCCUGCCCCCCGACUCCCCCCAGUUCUGCACCAUCGCCGACCUCUUCAUCGACAACUACCGCGUGAAGUGCAUCAACGGGAAGAUGUGCUACGUGCAGAGGCAGCCUCCCCCCGUCCCCCACAAGGUCAAGCCCGAGGAAGUCUCCGUCCGCAACGCCUUAAUCACAAAAGAGAGCAAUACACCAAAAACGGAUCACUGCUCCUCCCCUUCCAGCUCCGAGGACUCCGGGAUCAAUGCGGUGGGGGUGCACUACAUCGAGUCGUGUGACGAGGACACGGAGGGGGUGGCUGAGCUGAGCUCAGAAGAAGACUACAGCCCGGACAGCAGCUGGGAACCCGACGAGUGCCCGCUCCUGUCACCCUCCCAGUGCGAAAUGGAAGUCAUCGAGACUAUAGAAACCACUGUGUGAUCCGACAAGUUGGUAUCAGAGCAGUCCAGUUCCCACUCAGUAACGUUGCUUUUUGUAGUAUUUAUAUUUUCUGGUUGGUUUUUUUCUUUUGUUUUUCUGACAAUCCCUUUUUUUCCAGUGCACUUGAUAUUUCGGAUCCCUCACGGGAGCGCGGUGGCGGGACUGGCGCGUUGGUCAACCAGCAGCAGCCUGAGCAAUUUUAACGUGUUCUCAGCCCGAUCAGAUCUCCCACCUCUGCACGGAAGGUAGUGAUAAAAAGACUUUUCUAGCUGAAACAGGCCCUUUUCUUGGUCACAUCAUACACUUCUCACACAGGGAUGUGCCACUCGAGCUGUUUCCAUCUGUGUGGAUGUUUGCAGCGGGCCGUCAAAGCACAGAGGGUGAGCUGGCAGCACACCUGCCAGCAGCAAAACCAAGUUGCCCUUAUUCUUUCCUCAAAACAGCCACACGAGGUGCGGCCACAAGAGGCUCUUUCCCUCUCUGUCUGUCCUCGGGCGUCCGUCCAUCCUUUUCUCUAGUGCUGGUGUGACCCUUCUCGAAGGCUGGUGGCCCCGCUCUCCCGGCGGGGUGGUGCGAGGGGCUAGAGAAUGCACAAAGUGCCUCCCAACUUUCCUCCAGGCUAUGCACCGAGCAGCUGCUGAGUUAGGGCAGGCUCUGAAAUCUCCUGAGAAGGCACAACCUUUGCUCCGGAGGGGGGGAAAUCUGUUGCCUGGAUCCAGCUGGUCCUUUUUUCUCUCUCCGUGGCUGUCGGGACGGGGAUCUGGCUUGGGGAGCGGGCAGAGGUGGAGCGCGGGCGUCUGAGCGAUUCCGGGCUGGACUUGGGGUGCAAGAUGCAGGCGAAGGAAGCCACUACCUCCAAAAACACACGAGAUCCCCCCUGGGCUUUGCCUGCUGCUUCCUCCUGCGCUGUUUGGUGCCAGGCACACGCACUCAGGACGCCUCAGGGCCUGCAUCUGCCUGAAGAAUAACAAAAAUUUAAAAUGUAAAAAAAAAAAAAAAAGUUUUAAUCAGCCACACCACUGUGUUGGCAGAGCUCGGGGACAGCGUGGAGGUGGCCCAUGGGCUGGGUAGCCCGUGGGCUUGUUAAAAUACAGCCUGGGGUCACUCCAGGGGGGAGAGGAAGCCUCGGUGCCCGCUCCUGGUCGAGGAGGGGGUUCUGAGUCUCCUGAGGUGCCUGGAGGGAGCGAGCUGUCCCGCUGCUGGGUUUGCUUUCAGCCCUGCUCCACAAAACCCGUCCUUCUCAGAAGGUUUCAGUGGGCUCGGACCAGCUGGAGUCAGUAAUAACUGCGUUUCCGACAGCAUUCCCAAAUCACUUUGUCUCCUGGGCUGUUCCAAAAGCCCCCGGUGAAUGGCAGGCUGUGUAAAGGUGUACAGUUCAGUGGUUGGUACUAGAUUAUAGUCCGUGUUAUAGGAUGGCUCAUCUCUCUCACCGUAUCCUGACAGUGUAGUACUGGUUUUAUACACUUUGUAAUCGGUAUCUUUAGGAAAAAAAAAAAAAACAACAAAAAACAAAACAAAAACGUUUAGGCAACAGUGUGUGUCUGUGCACCUGCGCGUGUGCUAGGAGUUUACCAUAAACGGUUAUCAAGUAAUACUGUACUUUUUAGACUAACACUUUCAGACAAAAAAAAAAAAAAAAACCAUAGGUUUUAUAGUUUUGAUGCCUUGCAUAAAAAAAAAAAGUGCAAUGCUUGUUAAAUGAGGAACUUGGGCCAUUGCAUGAACAGCUACAUUCUCACAAGGCACCCCAAAAUACUCCGUUUUUUUUCCCUGAGGGCAUUUAAACGAAGGCCGUAGUAAAACUAAGUAGGAUUUACGUAUUUUUUAAGGGCGGGGUCGUCUUUCUUGAUUUACUGAGGUUUCUAACAACGUUUUAGUGUCUUUUAACCAUUCAGACACAUUCCAUAGGUAGAAGGAAGCGUUACGUAUAAACCUACAGCAUUUAUUCAUAUUUAAUCUUUCAAUUGUAAUCUCGAGGGGGGAGCUGGGGCAGCUUGUCCCUGUGCCUGCCCUGCCUGAGCAUCCUGCCCAGGGGUGGCUUCUCCUUCCCGGGAGGCUGGGGUGGCCCUGGCAGAGGGAGGAGUGGCCGUGGGGGGACCUGUCCUGAGGUCAGGGUGGCUUCUGGGGGACACCAAGCACGGGAAGGGGCAUCAGGACCCUCUGACCUGGCAGGAGCUCACCUUGUGUGCGAGCAAGCGGGAGCCGCCUCCAGCUGUGAGCGCAGCAGGGGUCAGUGGGUGUUGGUGGCUGAGAGAUGGCACAAGGUCCCUCUGGUCCGGCAGGUCCAUAUCACUGUCGUCAGGAUACAUUCUCUCUUAAACUGUAAGUAAUUAGCAAUAUUCACAAGCUGUGAGUGUCUCCUACCCAGGAUUUGUUCAAGGUGUCUUAAGCACAAUCAGCUGCCUCUUCCGCCCGCGGUACCUGGGCGAGGGGAGGGGGGAGCAGCCCGGUGGGACGGGGCCGGUCCCGGGGGGCGUUCAGCAGCCAGGGGGGGGCUGUCGCCGUGCUCCCUCCCCCCACCAGCGCAGAAACACGCCCCACACACCAACGGGGGCUCUUCUCUUUGCACAAACACUGGCGUCCACGUGCUGUAAGAGACGUGCCCUGGGCCCGUUGCUCCGCUCUGCCAGGGAGAGGCGUGUAUAUUUCCUCUUUAAUAAAAUACUAAAUAACUCGCUAA
Calidris pugnax (ruff) is the source of this 3363-nucleotide messenger RNA. It is a transcript of the gene CUNH3orf70, whose product is annotated as chromosome unknown open reading frame, human C3orf70. Lineage: Eukaryota; Metazoa; Chordata; Aves; Charadriiformes; Scolopacidae. The record is from RefSeq and is a predicted model, not a curated record. Bases 147 to 683 code for a protein of 178 amino acids. The transcript has 2 exons.